AUGGAACAGCGUGAAACGCAGCUUCGCCGUCGCGAUACUUUGCUUGCCCGCCUGAGCAACCCUUCGAGCAACCCUUCGAGCUCUCUGCCAGCACCGCCCUCGACACUCUCGCCAUCGGCGACGACACAAACUCCCGCAGCUGCAGGCCUCUCUGCCUCUGAGCCCACCCUCCGAUUUCCCAGGCCGCAGGGCAACACGCAGCUUGCAAAUUGGAUAUCGAGCAGCAACCCCAACAUGAUGGAUCUCGCUGCACCGGCCGACGACAAUAGCAUGUCCGAAUCAACCUACGAGAUCGUCUCGGGCCCGAGCACCGACACGGAAGAGUCCCAGGACGGCCACUAUUCCGGGUCCAUCAGCGAGUCCGUCGGCUCGCUCGACAUUCCUCGCCCAGACGAUGUCCAUAGCCUGGCGGAAUCAGACGAUUCAUACGAGACCGAGUCUGCCGUGGAUGACGCCGACAUGGCCGGCGCAUCGUCCGACCGCGACGAGACUGAGGACGAGGAAGACGAUGAAGACUCGGUUCACGAGGACAUUGUGCUGGCCGAGUCUCAAAUAACACACGACGACUCCAACAAGACCGAGCCCUUCCCCAUGUUUGAUGAAGUAUAUUCUCAAUCAUCGCUCGAAUACACGCAGCAGAGUCUGGGAACUCCAUCGUUUCCCACUCCCGAGGCCAGCCGAGUCAUCGAGAGACCUGCCGAUUUUGAGAAAAAAUCCUUCAAGAAGAAGAUGUCUGAGCUUUGGCAAUUCGAAUCUCAGAUCAAGGAAUUUUUUGUCGAGACAACAUGGGAGGCUCAGUCAGACGACUGGAUAUUCGGCGCCAAGACGCCGGUUGUGUCAUUCACUGCCGAAGCACACAAUGAUAUUUUGAUUCACAUUCCCAACAGCAUCAAGAAGACAUGGUUGGCCAAGGAGUGCGUGACUGUGACUGCCAAGAGAGGAGACGGCCCUGUUGAUACCACCAUGUCUCUGGUGGAUGAGGGUCUCCGCCUAAAGUUUGCCAAGAGGGAAGCCCACGGCGUCGUCAGCGUCAUUCUCGAAGCUAAAUGCCGCCCCAAGAUUCACAAAGUUGUUAAGGUCCACUUUGGCAAGGGCUUGAUGGAGGGCGCUCUGGAGCGAACAAAGCAUCUUGCCCUCCUCGCCCAGGAUCUCUCCGGCCUCGUACCAGCUGCUGCUCAGGAAGCAGAGCGGCGUAUUGAGAAUGCCAAGCAGUCACUGGGCUCGGCAUGCCAAAACGUUUGCCAAACAGUCACCGAGACGGUCUCAAAGACAUUUGGCGCCAGCUUUGCCAACUUUGUAGAUGUGCGGCAGCAGCUGGACAAUCUCGUGUCAACGGCCAAGAUUCAGUUUGAUGAAGCCGCUCAAGGCAUCACCAGCAAGAUUGACGAGAUUACGCAGCAAGCUACGGAGAAUCUACCUUCGGUGGAAGAUGUGCAGAACCACCUUCAGCUGCAGCUCCUUGACGCCCAAUUGUCGGCCAAACUUUGGUGGCUGCAGGCCUUUGGCAGUGAGGAGGAGCACGAUGAGUACUUGCGCAAGGCCAAGUCGUACGCAGCCGACAAACACGCAGCAGCCGCCAAACAUGCCGCCGCGGCCAAACAAGCAGCAGCAGCCAGACAUGCAGCAGCCAUCAAGCGCGCAGCAGCAGCUAGACAUGCAGCCGCCGCCAAGAUCGCAGCCGCCGCGAAGAAGUCGAAGCAGGCCAAAAGGGUUGUCCACGAGAAGCUGGCGGAUCCGGCCUCACGACUGUGGUCCAAGCUGAGGGGCAGGUCAGCAUGCCGAGAGAAUUCGCACGAGCAGUGCAAAGGCUCACCAUGA
Molecule: messenger RNA, 1818 nt
Organism: Trichoderma virens Gv29-8
Lineage: Eukaryota; Fungi; Ascomycota; Sordariomycetes; Hypocreales; Hypocreaceae
Exons: 2
Coding region: 1-1818 (605 amino acids)
Source: RefSeq, a predicted model, not a curated record